Molecule: messenger RNA, 1281 nt
Organism: Penicillium olsonii
Lineage: Eukaryota; Fungi; Ascomycota; Eurotiomycetes; Eurotiales; Aspergillaceae
Source: the annotation of a GenBank genome assembly
AUGUUUUCGGUCUUCGAUUCGAUUUUACCUGGAUAUUGGACAAACGGGCUUAAAUCCCCCGAAAGUCCAAAACCUGGGAGCUCCGAUCAAAAUACGUUGGCUGGCCUUCCGGUCGAGAUACUACUAUCAAUAACCGACUUCCUCUUGAUCGACGAUUGGAUUUGUAUCUCGCUUUGCAGCAGACGACUGUUUGCCAUUUUCGCCCCUCGGACGAGAUCCAUAUUACCAUCAGGAAAGGAGAAAUUACCGCUUCUGCGUCGACUGGAACGAGAUCAGCCGAAAUCCUUCAUUUGCUAUGUCUCCUAUGUUCUCUGUCAAUAUGAUGGCUCGGAAUGCUUUGGUCCAUCCACCACAAGGCCUGACUGCUUCACUCCCCAUGGUACCUUACUCGCCCAGAAAGACUGCCCUGUUUUAUGCGUUCCAAACUGGGGAAACGACCACGAUUUGAUAUCAAGAAAGAAAGAAUCGAUUUGGUCCCAUGUCUACUACAGAAUAUUAUUUCAACACCUUCAACAAGCUGUGAUGAAUUCCCAGAUGGACAGACGGACCAUACCUGAUUCCCAACCGUCGCUUUACUUUCACGUCCGAAAUCACCCCUCAACUCCUGAAAUCACCUCACUUAUUUCUAUCAACGCACUAUGCCAUCCAAAGGGGGUUUGCUUGAGGAUACAACAAGUCAACUUUGUCCACAGGAGCAAAUGGCAAUUAUUGUUCCCUCGAUACGACACAGACGAGCAGAGCCAUCCAUCACAGCCAGUCUUCAUUUGCCCACACAUGUCGGAUUUAAAGCAUGAUAUAUUACUGGAUUCCGUCGUGGACUCUUACUUCCAUGGAGAGGCUGCUCCUGAUUCCACUUUUACUUGUGAAAUCUGUAACACAGAUGCUGAAAUUGAAUUACGCAAACAGGGCUCUUCUUUAGCGCUGAUUGUUACGACAUGGAUCAAUCUUGACCCUGAUUCGAUCCCAGGCGACCCACGACAGAGGGUCCCUUGCAAUGCUUGGGGCCCUAGAAAGGUAUCAGGUGAAGCCAACUCGGAUGAACAGACAUACAGCCCUCGGGUCUUUUUUGAACAAGUAUCGCCAUGGUCUUGUGAAAACUUGAAGGAUUGCAACUUUGAAUUGCUUGACAGGGGAGACUACAAGAAGAUACUGGAAGAAGUUUUCCCACAUGAAUUAUGGUUCAUGCCCAAAGAAAAGCCUCUGGGAAUUUAUUGGGUCUAUGGAGACCUUGAUGUCUGUUGGACGGAGGUGCUGGAUCUAUUUCUCCACUGUAUAAUAUAG